AUGACUUUCCCUUUCUUGAAGGCCACAGGCAGCUGUCAGUCUCCGCAGCGCCCCCUCCUGGCGUUUAUGCAAACAGUACAACCACGUGACCCGAGCACGUCCAGGAACGUCAUUUCACUGCUGCUGCGUAGUAAACGAAGACGCAUUGAUGGCGAGUGUCGGUCGCCUGUUUUGCGCUGCCUGGACCAGGUGCAGAGUACCGGAGAUCCGCGUGCCCUGCGCGGGUUAUCACAAGAAGGUAGCGGGCACUGAGAUAGUCUGAGUGUGCAGUAUGGUGGGAGCGUGGCUGUGUGUGAGUGCUGGACCCGGGCUGAGCAAGUCAAACUACACGGGUCAGUCAGGCUGGCCAAAAGGCCGAGAGCCAGCUGGGAUUUAGAAGUACUACAACUCCCAUGAUGCUUUGUCGGCCUUAUUGCUGGUGGAGAAUCAUGGGAGUGGUAGUUCCAAACAAGAUAGGCUCUGCCGUUUGGCUGUUUAAGGACUAGGAGAGCUGAGGUGAGGGCUGACUGCCCAGUGGCUGCCCCAUGGUGGCUUAGGCAGAUGGCUGGUGCUAUUCCUAAACCGUCUAUCUAAAACAAGGGUAUAAAAGUGGAAACAUUAUCAUGAGAGUCAAUGGGACUUUUACUGUUUGAUAUAUUUCUAUAAUUUACCUUCAGAACUGAUCGAUAUGCAAGUUCUCAGCUUUCAUGGAGCAUUGUAUAUUUUACACUGCGUAUGCAGCUUUCAACGAUUUCUGUGAAGACCAUGUUUAUAAACCUAUAUUAAUAUAUUACAUGGCCUCAUUGUGUUUGGUGUAGUGGAUAGGUUGUGUGUGUGUGUGAGUAGAGAUAUAUAUAUAUAUAUAUAUAUAUAUAUCUACACACUCUCACACACACAGCAAUAAUAUUAAAACUGGUGAAGUGAAUAACAUUUGCUUAUAUCUUUACAAGAGGUGAUAUAUAUUAUUCAGCAAGUGAACAGUCAGAAAAAAUCGGCAAGCGCAAGGACCUGAGUAACUUUGACAAAAAGUGUUGCAAGGAAGGACAACAAGUGAACUGGCGUCGGGGUCAUGAGCGCCCAGGUUCAUUGAUGCAUGUGGAGUGUGAAGGCUUGCCCGUCUGGUCCUAGCUACUGUAGCACAAAUUGCUGAAAAACCUAAUGCUGUUCAUGAUAGAAAGGUGUCAGGGCAGACAAUGUAUUGAAGUUUUCUGCAUAUGCCGCUGUGUAGCCACAGAUCAGUCAGAGUGCCCUUGAUGACCCCUGUCCACCACCAAAAUCGCUUUUAAUGAGGAUGUGAGCAUCAGAAUUGGACCAUGGAGCAAUGGUGGAAGGUUGCCUGGUCUUAUGAAUCAUGUUUUCUUUUAGAUCAGGUAGAUGGCCAGGUGUGUGUGUGCUCAAUUUACCUGGGGAAGAGAUGGCAGCAGAAUGCUCUAUGUGAAGAAGGCAGGCCAGUGAAGGCAGUGUUAUGCCCUGGACAAUGUUCUGCUGGUGAAGCUUGGGUCCUGGCAUUCAUGUGGAUGUUACUUUGAUACAUAGCAGCUACCUAGAGAUUAUUAUAGACCACCUUAUGGCAGUGGCAUCUUUCAGAGGCAAUAUGCACCCUGCGAAAAUUGCUCAAGAAAAAGAAUUCAAGGUGUUGACUUGGCCUUCAAAUUCUCCAGUUCCAUAUCCAUUCGAACUCGCAACUUGGAUCUGUUGCUAUUGUCUUUGGGCCAGAUACAGAAUAUGUUCAGUGGUCUUGUGAAGUCAAUUCCUUGACGCAUCCGAGCUGGUUUGGCAGCACAAGGGGGUCUAAACAAUAUUAGGCAGGUGGUUUUAAAGUUGUGGCUGAUCAACAACAAUGUAUAUGUCAUUUUUAUAUAUAAAUUUUAUCAUAAAUAGGUCAAAUGCUGCCAAACUCUGCAUUACUACUCUCAUUAGGUGUGUGCUUAGCCUGUUUGGUUUUAUUCUCUCCCCAAGUGAUACAUUUGUUAGUCUGUGUUAGAGGACAAUUUCUCAAGGUCAGUGCUGGACAGUUGCUUCUGCUAAUCAUUGCAUAAAUGUCUUCCAGGUAGUGGAUCACUAUGAAAAUCCAAGAAAUGUUGGAUCCCUUGACAAGAACUCUAAGAAUGUAGGAACUGGUUUGGUUGGUGCUCCUGCAUGUGGAGAUGUUAUGAAACUCCAAGUAAGUAGGUCAUGUGUAUACUUUUCUUUCAUAACAUGUUGACUCUUGCUUUUUCAGCCUUGAUUAAUUCCUGCAAUAUGGACUUGAAGAGUAGCAAAAACAUUUACCCUAUUGUAGAUUUUUAUUUUCUUUAUAAGACCAAGGUUUGUUUAGUACAUUUUCGAUGUUCACAAAUUGUAUUUCCAGGGGUUUAAAUUUCAGUGGUAUGCUAAUUGUCCACGGUCUCUUGAGCUGGUAAUGUCUUUAACAGUGAGUCUUGUACUGUUUUGUCUUGCAGAUAGAAGUUGAUGAGAGUGGGAAGAUUGUGGAAGCAAGAUUCAAGACCUUUGGAUGUGGCUCUGCUAUUGCAUCCAGCUCAUUAGCUACUGAAUGGGUGAAAGGAAAAACGGUAACUUAAAUUUAGGUUUAUAUAUUCUGCAGUUGGCUGGGCUAUCUGAUUUUUGCCAAUUGCCAUAAUAAAGGUUGCAGCAUGCAAUAAUGCUUAAGUAAACACUGUUUUCUGUAGCUUAUUAUAUAUAAAGUGAAAUGCCACCUCCAUACAUCUAAGGGAAGCUCCAUGAAGGAGGUAAUCCACAUAUCAAUGUAUGGUAUCAAUAUUAACAAAACAAAAAAAGCAAAAAUAAAGUUAAUUUCCUUUUAAAGUAACUUUAGCUGCUGAAAACACCUAGGCAAACAGGUAGCAGCAGCAGGAAGACAGCCUAUCCUUGACCAAGAAAAGAGUCCAAGAGUCAAUAGUCUCUUAUCCAGACUUAUACCAUAUACCUGUGUCCACAGGGGGAUUAUGGGACAUGUAGUUCAAUUUAGAGCAACUGUUUGAUUCAUGCAACCUAAUGAGUGGAACUGUUGAAUAAGCUGAUAGCAGCUAUGUGCUUCUAACAGCUUUCAGACCUUUUCAGUUUAGUAAAAGGUACAGAGCACAGCAUCUUCCUGGCUCAUCAGACAGUUGCUCUGUCACUGGCACAGAGUGACCCAGGCAAGUGGGAGGAGCUUUAGACGGGAUUAGUAAUUGGAAUAAGGGUUACUGUGCCAUAAACAAAAAGAGGGGGGCAGAAUUGUAAUCUGUGAAUGCAACACAGGGUCUGUGCACCCCAACCACUACAGUAAGCGGAAGUGUGUGUGUGGUGCUUGGAGCAUUCCUUUAAUUAUUAAAACAUCCACAUUAGUAAUAAUCACUACAAACUUGUGUUGCUGCAUUUUCUCCAGUACCUCUGUAAAAGCACCACAUAUCAAAUAUCACCAUAAAGGUCUAGUAAAUGCAUUUCCUUAACUUGUAGUUCUGAGUAUGGAGAGAAGUGUAUAAUGGGUGGUGUAUGCACUUCAUCACACAUUUUUGCCUUGCAAAGUGUAUUUAAAAAAAAAAAAAAAAGUGCAGCUUGCAGAUGAAGCCUUACUGCUUUGCUGAUCAGCAGUGGGCACAAUUGCACUUAGUCUGACACGAGUUCACAUAGAAUUUGGGAGGGUUGGUUUUUUGUUUUGUUUUUUGUUCUGUUUUUUGUUCAGGUGAAUGCUUAGUAAGGUUAUCUAGUUGCUAUGUUAUUAAAACCAUGUUUACUUAAAGGAACACUCGAGGCACCAAAACAACUUGAGCUCCAUGAAGCAUUUUUAGUGUAUAGAUCAUGCUACUGAAUUCUGACAUUUUGGUUCUGAACUAUACAAUAAAAAGCAGAUUGUCACUGCUGACCAGUGUAUAAGAGUAUAGUUCUCUAUUUAUAUGUGUCUAUGUAGUGCAUUGUUUUGAGAAUGUAAGAUUUCAUAUGGAAAAUGCUCAAAGUCUUCUGUGCUCUACAGGUUGAUGAGGCAAUGACAAUCAAGAACACAGACAUUGCCAAAGAACUGUGCCUUCCACCAGUGAAAUUGCACUGCUCCAGUAAGUAUUACUACAGAUUAGCUGUUGCAUUUGCUUGUUAGUCAUAUGAUUUUUUUUCUUUUACAUUUAUUUAGAUAUUAAAUUAAGCACCCUGAGGUGUUACUGGAGGUACUUUCAUAGGUUGGACACCUGACCUGAAAAGCUCUGGGUCUAAUUUUGUCACUGAUCCAUGGAGGGUCUGAAGUUAAUAAGUGUGGUUGGGGCCAUGCAAUUUCCCAUGCUUUGAUGCCCUUGUUUCUGUUUUUUGUUAUUCUGCUCAACAACGCCCUUGCAAGCUCCUGUAGCUACUGUGUAACCAUAACAUAGCAGUAAAAAAUAAUCCAUUUUCAUUGUUGAAUUAAUCAUUUGAGUAAAGACUGCUCAUAAGUGAACAUUCACAUAAUGAGCCCAACUGUGUUUGAAAUAAUGCUAUUACAGUGCCUAAUGCUAACCCAGUAAAGACUAAGCCUUUUUUGAAAUGUGACCGUUUGGUGAAAAAAGCCUUUUUGACACUUUUGCCAUGUGUACAUUCCACCACAAUAGAAACAUUUAUUUUUAAAAGUUCAACCAUACAUAUUAUAUAUAAUAUUUUUAAAGGAGAUAUGGCUUUCUUUUGAUUACUUAUUUACAUAAAUAACACAACCUUAACCCCUUAAGGACAGAGCUUCAGAAGCUUGUCUUUCACUUAAUGACAACAGCAUUUUUUGCUGUUUGCGUUCAACUACAAUUUGCAUUUUACUAAUUUAUUGCACCGACACAUAUUAUAUAUCGUUUUUUUUUUAAAGGACAGAAAGGGCUUUAGUUUGAUGUUAUAUAUAUAUAUAUAUAUAUAUAUAUAUAUAUAUAUAUAUAUAUAUAUAUAUAUAUAUAUAUAUAUAUAUAUAUAUAUAUAUAUAUAUAAAUGCUUAUGUAUUAUGAAAAAAAUACAGAAAUAUGCAAAAAAAAUGAUUUUUUUGUGUUUUAUUUUUACAGUUUUUGCAAUAAUAAUGUGUGCAUAAUUAGUGCAGGUUAAGGAAAGUAAUUAAAAAUAAAUUCAUUUAGUUGUUCUGAUUUACAGAAUAUAUAAUGUGUCUGGGAUUUUCAGGGUUUUUUUUUUUUUUGUGGUUGUCACAGCAAUCACAUGGGCUGUUAUAUCUGGAUUUGAUGUUGCUGGUCUGCCUCUGACUUGGAGGCACCCAGCAACAGCGUUAACCCCGCGAUCGCCGGCUCCGGGGUUAAUUCUAACGCAUGACGUACGAGGUCCAUCACUCGUCAUUAACACUUUCCCCUGAGUGACGGACCUCGUCCGUCACUUGUCCUUAAGGGGUUAACUCCAUAGUCACCAAAACAACUUUAGCUUAAUGAAGCAGCUUUGGUGUAAAUAUCAUGCCUCUGAAGUUUCACUGCUCAAUUCACUGCCAUUUAGGAGUUAAAUUCAGUUUUUUGUUUCUGUUUAUGCAGCCCUAGCCACACCUCCCCUCACGUGGCUGUGACUGACAGCCUCCAUGAAAACUAAAUGGGUUUUCAAUGAGAUGUAACUUACUGUAAAAAAUUUUUUUUAUCUCCAGUUCUGUAAAUUGAACUUUAACCACACACAGGAUGCUCAUGCAGGGUAUAGCAAGCUAUUAACUGAGCAGGAUAUAAGUAAUUUUAAAUUAAACAGUAUUUGUAAUAAAGUAAGUGUAGACAUUAGAUGACUCUUUACAGGAAUUGUUCAAGAAGGUUGUGCAAGUCACAUGCAGGGGGGCGUGACUAUGACUGCAUAAACAAAUGAUUUAACUCCUAAAUGGCAGUGAAUUGUGCAGUGAGACAGGUUUGUACUAGUAACACUAAAGGGUCAACUGAGCAUCUCCUGGGGGAAAAAAAAUUAUACGCUUUAUACAUGAUUUUUCAAUAUCAUAUUCAAUUGUGUAAAUUCCAAUAAAUAUGAAAAACACCUGUUGUCUCAAGCACACUUCACACAGCUAAUCAAUCAAACUUCAUUAGUUGCUUGAGGAACAUUGAAAUACCUGAACUGGCUAGUGGUUUGAGUGUCAUGUUUGACUGCAUGUUUGAAAUAUGGCAAAAGAAUGGUCCACAAAGUUAAAAAGAGAUCACCCUUUACAAACAAGGAACAUGAUUCAAAGAGAUAGUGAAGGCACUGAAUGUUCCUAGAGACACCGUUGGAAGCAUAGUUAGCAAGUUCAAAGUUGAAGGAACAAUAGUUACACUACCUGGAUGGGGCAGAAAAAUUAAGCCAUCAAUGGCAGCAACCAAAUUUCUGAGAAGGCAGGUUCUAAAAAAAAAAAAAAACCCUCUAGUGACUGCAAGAGACCUGAAGCAAGACUUGUUGGCAGCAAGCACUGAGGUUUCAGUGAGUACAAUAAGCCUUGUACUAAAGGAAAAAGGUUUCCACGCCAGAACUCCAAGACGUACACCACUACUGUCCCAAAAGCACAAGAAAGGUCAGCUCCAUUAUGAUCAAAAUUGUAUAAAUAAGCCACAGAAGUUUUGGGAUUCUGUUCUGUGAAGCGAUGACACAAAACUAGAACUUUUCAGCCCAAUGCUUCAGCAGUAUGUUUGGAGGAAGAAAAAUGAAGCAUACACUGAAAAUAACACUCUGACUACAGUUAAACAUGGUGGGGGCUGAGUGAUUCUCUAGGGCUGCUUUGCAUCCUCUGGCACUGGAAACCUGCAGCUUGUGGAAGACAAGAUGGAUUCAUUGAAGUAUUAGGAAAUCUUAGAAGAAUUGGACCUUUCAACAAGACUAUAAUCCCUAACAUACCUCAAACUCCACCAAGGCUUGGUUGCAUGUCCUGAAAAAUUCCACAGUAGCCAUCACAGUCACCUGACUAACCCCAUAGAAAAUCUCUGGUGGGAUUUGAAGAAGGUGGUUGCAGCACACAAAACUAAGAAUAUUGCUGAACGGGAGGCAAUUGCUCAUGACAAUGGGCUAGGGUUUUUCAGGAAUGCUGCCAGAAGCUGGUGUCUGGCUAUGCAUCUCAUUUGCAGCCAGUUAUAACCGUAAACAGGUGCUCUACUAAGAACUAAAGAUGCCAUGAAGGGGUUCAAUAAUUAUGAGACUGGAGAAGUCUUUAUAAGUUGCAUUUUCAGUUGAAUUUGGGGAAACUACGUGAAUCGUUAAUUGUGAUGAGCUAUUUCAAUAGCUUUUGUUUAUUGCAAACAGCUGAAAGUCUAAUUUUGACGACAACCCUAUGUUUUCAAUAAGUAUUGAAUAAUUUUGAUUAAAACUGUAUAUACCCUGGGUGUCUACUUUCUACAAAUAUAUAUAUUUUUGUGCAGCAGUUUUGGAUUCAGUGACUAUUAUAUUUUCAUCAUGUUAAAGCUAAACCUUUGCAAAUUUUAAAACGCUAAUCUGCUCUGCGUGCUAUCUGGCCUAUAACCUCCAAAAAAUAAUUACAAAUUUAAACUUCUUUGGGAUUUUCAAAUUUGUAAAUAUUUUAUUCAUACUUAAAUCUGCAGCAAACAAAUAGGAAGAUACUUGCUUACAAAGUAUCUGUAUUCUAAAUCAUCAAGCUUUGCAAUCUAUGCAAACCAGGUCUAAUAUGAAUAAAGGGAGGACCAGGCUUAUUUAAACAGCAUAUGCAAAUUGCUUUAGCUAAUUAAUAAAAUAAGGGGGGGGAGGGAGUUGCAGGACCAACCUAUAUGAAGAGCACAAGUGGUUUUAGUGUUUAUUUUAAUGAAGGCAUCAUCACUUGCAUAUUAGGUUGAUUAUAGAUGCCAUCUGCUAUAAAAGUACUUGAUGGAAUUCAGCUCUUCUUUGCCUAUGCUGAUAUUUAAUUCUUGGUUUAGCCUUCAUAAAUAUAAAUAGUAUAACAUUUGUUUUGACAUAUAUUUCUUUAACCAUGAAAUUCCAUGUAAUCAUUUAUGUUCCUGUUUGUAAUUAAAGAAUCACAUUUAUCAUGGUUGCAAUAUAUUUAAACCAUGUUCUUUUUUUCCAGUGCUUGCUGAAGAUGCUAUCCGAGCUGCCCUUGCAGAUUACAGAUUGAAGCAGGACAAGGAGCAGUCUGCAGCCAGUGGUUAG
Messenger RNA from Pelobates cultripes (western spadefoot toad), 7992 nucleotides. The record is from the annotation of a GenBank genome assembly. Lineage: Eukaryota; Metazoa; Chordata; Amphibia; Anura; Pelobatidae.